UCCGGCACGAAUCAUUUGUGCCUAUGUGUUAAGGAGUGAAUAUUCAAUUUUAAAUGUUUUUUUAAACAUAUUUAUUGAAUUUAUUGAUAAUGAACAAUUGUUUUACUAUAAUUGUGAAUAAUAGAUGUUUCUUGCUAAAUUUAUGAUUCACUAACAGCUGUUAAUACAGAUGUUAGACGGGGGUGCCUUUUAUUUACGUGUGCGUUCUUGUUUACUAACAAACAGUUGUAUUUAACGCAGAUAAAGUUGGAGUAAUUGUAAAAUACUGUUGCAAAAUGCACAGGAACAAAAAGGUUCUGUAUUAUAUUAACUGACUGUACGACGUGCAAUGUAUUAUAGUACAACGAACUAAUUGGAGUUUCCUAACCUCGACAUACGUUUACAUGUCAACGUCACAUUAUUUUCGUUAUAUUUGAAUGAAACAAUAAUCCAAGACCAUGAGUACCAAGAAGGUUAUAACAUUUGGGAAAAUCACUAAGGAUUUAAAUCAGGAACGUUCUUCUGAGAACACAGAAGGCACAAGUUCUGGAUUCGGGACAUUCGGUAAGAAACUACCAGAAACAAAUAUAAUAAAGAUGAAUGAAAUCAAGCCCGAAGACGAAGAAGAAACUCAUAAUCUAAAGCAAAUUAUGGGCAUAACUGGUUUCGGUAAGAAGGCCAAAUCAUUUGAUGUACAAGAAAUGCUAGAGAACAUUACAAAAACUCUUAAUAGCAACAAGACUGUUGCCAGUGAUAAAGAGAAGAAGAGUCCAGAUGUUGCCGAUAAAUCAUCAGAGGAAGAACCAAAGAGUGCCAGCCCUACUGAUGAAAAUAAAGAUGACGAGGAUGAGGAUAACGAUCUCAUUGGUCCUCCAAUUCCAUCUGACUUCCAGAGUACAACAGAUUUAGGGGAAUCAUCGAAGUUAAAGCAGAGCGGAAACGACAGCGACGAAGACGAGGAAGAGUCUGACACAGAGGAAACACAGCUGAGAGACAAAGUCCCAUGCAGUCAUGAAGUUACAAUGACUCAUGGCACAAAAGCGGUAACUGCUAUUGCGGCAGACCCUUCCGGUGCGAGGCUAGCCUCCGGUUCAAUCGACUACGACGUUUGUUUCUGGGACUUCGCUGGCAUGGACUCGUCCAUGAGAAGUUUCAGAACGCUGCAGCCCUGCGAGAAUCACCCAAUUAAAUGUCUACAAUACUCCAUGACUGGGGAUGUCAUACUAGUCAUUGCAGGCUCCGCACAGGCGAAAGUCCUGGACAGAGACGGUUUCGAGAAAUGCGAGACUGUCAAAGGUGACCAAUACAUCACAGACAUGGCACGUACGAAAGGUCACACAGCAGGCUUAAACUGUGGCUGCUGGCAUCCGUUCACCAAAGAAGAAUACAUGACUUGCUCCCAAGACAGUACUUGCAGGAUAUGGAUCUUGUACAGGCCGCGUGCUCACAAGUACCUGAUCAAAUGCCGAGCUCAGAACGGGGUCAAAACCAUACCAACUACAUGCGGCUACAGCCGCGAAGGCACAGUGGUGGCUUGCGGCUGCGUGGACGGUUCCAUACAGAUGUGGGACCACAGAAAGAACUUCGUGAACCCGUCGCUGAUCCAAAGGAACGCCCACGCGCAGGGUUCGGAGAUCUCCAGCCUGAGCUUCUCCUAUCUGGGACACAUGCUGGCGACGAGGAGUUGCGACGACACGCUGAAGCUCUGGGACCUGAGGGCCUUCAGGUCCCCAGUGUUCGAGGCGCGGAACCUCUACUCCCGCUACGACACGACGGACUGCAUGUUUAACCCGGACGAUUCGAUUGUCAUUACAGGGGAGUCCCUGAACCGCGGCCAGAACACCGGGAGGGUCCUGUUCUACGACACGAAAACGUUCGACCUGGUGAACGAGAUCAGCGUAACGAACUCGCACGUGAUCAAGACGCUGUGGCACCCGAAACUGAACCAGAUAUUCGUCGGCUGCGGGAACGGCAUAGUCAAGGUGUACUACGACUCGAAGAAGAGCCUGCGGGGCGCGAAGCUGUGCGUGGUGAAGACGCACAUGAAGCAGAAGCACAUCGAGGUGAUGUCCACGCAGCAGAUCAUCACUCCGCACGCUCUGCCGUUGUUCCGGCAGGACAGGCCGAAGUCGGUGCGCAAGCAGAUGGAGAAGGAUCGGCUGGACCCGGUGAAGUCGCGGCGACCGGACCUGCCGAUCACCUCCGGCCAGGGCGGCAGGGUCGCUUCCUCCGGGGGAACGCUCAGCUCCUACGUGAUCCGCAACUUGGGCCUGAGCAAGAGGAUAGAGGACGACCAGGACCCCCGAGAGGCGAUCCUGAAGUACGCGAAGGUGGCGGAGGAGAAUCCGUACUGGAUCGCGCCGGCGUACAAGAAGACGCAGCCGAAAACGAUUUUCCAGUCGGACGACGGCGACGGGCCGUCGAACGCGAAGAAACCAAAGACCUGAGAGCAGCGUGGAGUGCGAGAAAGGUGGAGAUCGAGUUUUUAAUGUAUACUAGUAACACGUUAAGCAUCAUUUUCAGAAGUAACAGAGACACUCGAGCCAUAGACUGUAUUCUAACGUACGACGAGCGUUGCGUGUACGCGUUUAUGUACGAUGUGUGUUAACUUGGAGAAUUAAAGGAGAAU
Nomia melanderi (Alkali bee) is the source of this 2608-nucleotide messenger RNA. NCBI's taxonomy places the organism in Eukaryota, Metazoa, Arthropoda, Insecta, Hymenoptera, Halictidae. The record is from RefSeq and is a predicted model, not a curated record.